Molecule: messenger RNA, 710 nt
Organism: Drosophila willistoni
Lineage: Eukaryota; Metazoa; Arthropoda; Insecta; Diptera; Drosophilidae
Exons: 3
Coding region: 73-666 (197 amino acids)
Source: RefSeq, a predicted model, not a curated record
UGGUAAUGGCAGCUUCGUGGAUAAAAACAUAUAUGCGAUAUGAUGCAAUAAUAAUUAAUUCGUGUGAUUUUAAUGUGCCAAAACAUGAUUAGUGAACUGCCCUUUUUUUUGAAGGAUGAGGACAACCUGUUGGAGCCAGCUUGGAAGGCAGGUGGAGUUCACCAGAGAUAUUUCAAGUCCAUUAAAUCCAUAAGAAAUCGAAAAAUUGCAAGCUCUUGGGAAAUCGGGACUGUUGAUAUUUUAGCAAGCUGCAAAAAGGUUCAGACUCUAAUUAGCAGUCAGGAAAUUAAUCGACGUCAACAUUCAGUACAGUCGCCAUCUUAUAUUUCCACCACACACGAAGACACAGUGUCCUUCAGGGAUGUAGCUCGUCUCUCUUUUGGUUUGACCAACAUAAUUAGUCAACAGGUUGACAGCUUAUUGGAAGAUACUCAACUUUUACUAAAUCAAAUUAAGGAAUGCGGAAACAUUUUUGUAGUCCCUGCCAAGCCUAUCUCAACAAAAUAUCGCAAGCGCAAGGUGACUACAACCAAAAAACCUGAUAAUAAGCCAACAAAGCGGCGAAUAGGUAAUGAAACUGAGGAACUGGAUAUUUAUUGCCCAAACUCCUAUACAGAUAUGUUAACCGAAUGCCUGGAAUGGAAUAAAAUUGAACUGGCAAGCUAACAAUUAUAUGAGUUUAAAUAAACCUAUCUAAUUUUAAGUUAUCA